AUGGCUAGAAAUCCGAUCACGUUAGCUGAGAUCAUGGAUGACGUCACCAACCCGUUUCCCCUCAACGUUAAUCCUGCAUCCCCGCUCUUUGCUACGACCCACGAUUAUUCCGGCAGUGUAACUCUAACAAUGAAUCACCUACAGAGAAGCCUAAGACUAAGACAACGUAUAAACACCUUAGUGCAUGGAUAUUACUUGGGUAUGUUAUAUGCCAAUGGAACUCGGCAACAGCAAAAACAAAUCUAUAGAACCACCAAGUUAGAAUUUGCAGACCUACGAAAGUUGAAAUUAAAUGAACUUCAACAACUUACUGAAGAAGAUCAUGC
Molecule: messenger RNA, 326 nt
Organism: Racocetra fulgida
Lineage: Eukaryota; Fungi; Glomeromycota; Glomeromycetes; Diversisporales; Gigasporaceae
Source: the annotation of a GenBank genome assembly